AUGUAUAAUGUCACUGGGGUUCGCCCAUUGUUUGUAGACCAUUCCGGAUAUGUGAUUUUGAUUUUAGAUGAUCGUGGCUCUAUGUUUAGAUGGGUCAAGAUGUCACAUGACUUUGAUUAUUUGGGAAACAGUUUGAGAGAAG
Molecule: messenger RNA, 142 nt
Organism: Racocetra persica
Lineage: Eukaryota; Fungi; Glomeromycota; Glomeromycetes; Diversisporales; Gigasporaceae
Source: the annotation of a GenBank genome assembly